Messenger RNA from Leopardus geoffroyi (Geoffroy's cat), 3911 nucleotides. RefSeq names its product homeobox A5 (gene HOXA5). Gene Ontology annotation, cellular component: nucleus. NCBI's taxonomy places the organism in Eukaryota, Metazoa, Chordata, Mammalia, Carnivora, Felidae. Bases 1955 to 3100 code for a protein of 381 amino acids. The record is from RefSeq and is a predicted model, not a curated record. Gene Ontology annotation, biological process: anterior/posterior pattern specification; regulation of transcription by RNA polymerase II. The transcript has 2 exons. Gene Ontology annotation, molecular function: RNA polymerase II cis-regulatory region sequence-specific DNA binding; DNA-binding transcription factor activity, RNA polymerase II-specific.
GUGCCGUGUAUGGAAGUCACGGGCGCCGAGGCCGCCAGACCUACACGCGCUACCAGACGCUGGAGCUGGAGAAGGAGUUCCACUUCAACCGCUACCUGACGCGGCGCCGCCGCAUUGAGAUCGCCAACGCGCUCUGCCUCACCGAGCGCCAGAUCAAGAUCUGGUUCCAGAACCGCCGCAUGAAGUGGAAAAAGGAAAAUAAACUCAUCAAUUCCACACAGCCCAGCGGGGAGGACGCUGAGGCAAAGGCGGGCGAGUAGACGCCUGGGCAGGGACCAGGCCAGCACCGCAACCUCCCUCGGCUUUGCCCCCUUGCCUUCGCCUGCUCCCCAACUUUUCUCCCCCGCCUGCCCCCAUCCGGGGGGCUUCUGCAGCUUCAGGGGAGCCGGGAGCUUUGCAAACGCCUGAGCAUUUAUUUCUCACACACACACAAAAUCCCACCCACAGCCAAUCUCAGCGGUGGAGCGGGGCGCACUGCACACACGGUCCCGCUCUCCAAGGCUGCCCUAGCCGGCUUCGGAUCCCAGGGCGCGCCCCGAAUUCGUCCCCGGCUCUUGUGCUAGCGCCUUUGCGCGCCCCUGAGCUCGGGACGCGGGGUUGCUGGAGAGGAAAGAACCUGGGCCGAGCCCCUUUUGGUGCCUGGGCGUUUUCGCCUCGGUCCCUCGCCACCAAGUCCCGGAGGGCACCACCAAAUCGACUCCGGCCACUGGAAAGAGGGGGCAUAAAGGCUGGGGCCCCAGCACUUUGGUGGCAUCCCAGGCCGCCCCUAGACAGGAAGAAGCGUGAGGAACAAAGGGGGCCCUGAGACAGCCUUGUCUCUCGGCCCCGCGCGCGACCGUCCGUGGAAGAGAAGCAGCCUCAGCUGAGCCGACCCAACCUGAGCGCGGGUGGAACUUUACAGCCCCGGGAGAGACUGGGCUCCCGAAGUCUCCAGCUCCGGAUCCCGGAUCCCCGCCUCCGACAGUGCCUGCGCAGCCACCAGAGAGUAGCUUUCAGGACCUAAGGAGGGGGCCCAGGGCCAUGGGAACGGCAAGAGUCCUGGUUUCCAAAUGUGCCAGGGGUGCCUUCGACUCUCAGCCUCCAGCGGGAAGUACCCUCCAUGCCUUUCGGCUACAUUCGUGAUUCACUUUCGUCUUUCAGGACCCAGGAAAAUAACUACGAAGAUCCUAGGCACUAACACGAAAUGCUUCCAUUAGCACCCUCAUUUCAAUCCUGGAGAUCUAAGCAAGACCCUAAUAACUCGGCCCACGGAUUCCCAGCCCCCAAACAGCUUCUGUGGCUGCGGGGAGCCUGGGCCCACUCGCUGGGUUCACCGAGAACCCUCCGAAUUGGGGCCCGGCUGGCUCGAGGAAAGGGACCUGGUGGUGAAGAUUCUCCAGGCUGGAUACUUAAAGCAAAUCAAAUAGCGAACUAAUGACACGAAAACCAUAUUUGCACGAAAGAAAAAUCGACUCCGGUUAUAAAAGUGUAUGGAAUUUGACCUCGCCUCGGAGAAACACUACACAAAAGCUAUCUUUAAUAGACGCCUGUCAUUUAAGAGCGGCAGGGACACUGUCCCUCAUGCACUCACAAAAAAAACAGAGCCGUAAUUGUAGCUGCUGCUGCGGGCAGGAUUUAUUUCUCCAAUUGGCUAAAUGGCCUCCCCCCUUCCCCGAAGGUGAUAUCUGUAUUUUCAAAUUUCAGAGCUGCCGGCACGACGGGCAAAACCGACCCCAACCUCAACACAAAAAUAAGAGGGGCUGCACAGCGGGGAAAUAAAGUUGUUGUAAAUAAAAUCCAAGUCACCGUCUCCCCCCAAUCCUCUGCAUCCUCGCCGGGCGCGCGAUCGGCAGCUGACGGCCUCACAAUUGGUACAUCCUAAUGGAACUGCGAGGGAAAUGCAAUAAUUUUGCCAUAAUGGGCUGUAACCUCAAUUCGACCCCGGCCCUUGCAGCCCUCGGUCGGAAGCGGAGCGAUGCGCCCUGCCUCCAGCGGGUGGCGCUCGAGUCCGACUGAACGGCGGCGGCGGGUGGCGGGCACGCGCCUGGGGCGCGCGCGCCACCCCUCUUGCCUCCACCCAACUCCCCCAUUAGUGCACGAGUUUACCUCUAGAGGUCAUCAGGCAGGAUUUACGACUGGACAACAAAAGCACGUGAUUCGAAGUCGUACCCCAUAUUUGGGUGCCUACGUAGGAGGGAACCAAGUACAUGUCCCAGUCAUUUCCAUAAUUCAUCAUAAAUUGUGCAAGGGUGCUAUAGACGCACAAACGACCGCGAGCCACAAAUCAAGCACACAUAUCAAAAAACAAAUGAGCUCUUAUUUUGUAAACUCAUUUUGCGGUCGCUAUCCAAAUGGCCCGGACUACCAGUUGCAUAAUUAUGGAGAUCAUAGUUCCGUGAGCGAGCAAUUCAGGGACUCGGCGAGCAUGCACUCCGGCAGGUACGGCUACGGCUACAAUGGCAUGGAUCUCAGCGUCGGCCGCUCCGGCUCCGGCCACUUUGGCUCCGGGGAGCGCGCCCGCAGCUACGCGGCCGGCGCCAGCGCGGCGCCUGCCGAGCCCAGGUACAGCCAGCCGGCCACGUCCACGCACUCGCCUCCGCCCGACCCGCUGCCCUGCUCCGCCGUGGCCCCCUCGCCCGGCAGCGACAGCCACCACGGCGGGAAAAACUCCCUGGGCAACUCCAGCGGCGCCUCGGCCAACGCCGGCAGCACCCACAUCAGCAGCAGAGAGGGGGUUGGCACGGCGUCCGGAGCCGAGGAGGACGCCCCCGCCAGCAGCGAGCAGGCGAGCGCGCAGAGCGAGCCGAGCCCGGCGCCGCCCGCCCAACCCCAGAUCUACCCCUGGAUGCGCAAGCUGCACAUAAGUCAUGACAACAUAGGCGGCCCGGAAGGCAAAAGGGCCCGGACGGCCUACACGCGCUACCAGACCCUGGAGCUGGAGAAGGAGUUCCACUUCAACCGCUACCUGACCCGCCGAAGAAGGAUUGAAAUAGCACAUGCUCUUUGCCUCUCCGAGAGACAAAUUAAAAUCUGGUUCCAAAACCGGAGAAUGAAGUGGAAAAAAGAUAAUAAGCUGAAAAGCAUGAGCAUGGCGGCGGCGGGAGGGGCCUUCCGCCCCUGAGUAUUUGAGCGUUUAAAGUACUGAGCAGUAUUAGCGGAUCCCGCGUAGUGUCAGUACUAAGGUGACUUUCUGAAACUCCCUUGUGUUCCUUCUGUGAAGAAGCCCUGUUCUUGUUGCCCUAAUUCAUCUUUUAAUCAUGAGCCUGUUUAUUGCCAUUAUAGCGCCUGUAUAAGUAGAUCUGCUUUCUGUUCAUCUCUUUGUCCUGAAUGGCUUUGUCUUGAAAAAAAAAAAAUAGAUGUUUUAACUUAUUUAUAUGAAGCAAGCUGUGUUACUUGAAGUAACUAUAACAAAAAAAAAAAGAGGAAAAAAAAACACACAAAAAAGUCCCCCUUCAACCUCGUUUAGUGCCAAUGUUGUGUUGCACUCCAGUUGUUUAACUGUGCAUGUGAGUGGAAGUGUUCCUGUCUCAAUAGCUCCAAGCUGUUAAAGAUAUUUUUAUUCAAACUACCUAUAUUCCUUGUGUAAUUAAUGCUGUUGUAGAGGUGACUUGAUGAGACACAACUUAACUUGUUUGACGUGUAGUGACUAGUGACUCUGUGACGAAAACUGUGACUCCAAGCGGUGUGUCCCUGCGUGCCUUUGUAGGACCCUUUGCACGAACUCUGGAAGUGGCUCUUAUAAGCGCAGCUUCAGUGAUGUAUGUUUUUGUGAACAAAGUUACAAAUAUUGUCCGAGUCUGGCUGUUUAAGCAAACUGUGAUCAGCUUUUUUUUUUUUUUUUUUUUUGUAUUUGUUUUUAAGGAAAAAAUACUGACUGGAAACAAAAAAAUAAACUUUCUAUUGUAAGUUCUCUUGGUCUGGUUUGUGCCAAA